GUGCCAGUCGUGGCGCGCUAUAGCACUCGGGAUGCCGAGGUUGUGGUCCAAGAUCCACUUCUCUACCACCCAGCUUGCGUCCGCGGAUAUCGUGCGAUUGUGGCUCGAGCGCGCCAGAAACCGCCCCCUCGACAUCGAGAUUUACAUCGACUCUUCCUCAACGCAACCACCUCCCCCCACCCCCAACAUCUGGGUCCCCUUCCACGGCGGCUGGGUAGCCGCGCAACCCGCGCCCGCCCCUUCAAGCCACCCGGCAAGCAUCCACUGGGCGCACGUCGUCACGCACUACCUUGUGCAGAGCAUGGCGCGCUGGCGGCGCUUCGUGCUCCGCUUCGACCGCCAUUUCCCCUCUAUGGACGCUCUCCAGAGCAUCUCUGGUGAGUGUCCCCCUCGCUGUCGCCCGCCGCGCUACACGUGCUCAAGGGCCCGCGCCGCGCAGGGGACGCACCGCUGCUCGAGGAGUUCGAGGUCUGCACCGCGGACACGGCGUACUUUCCCGAGUGGCGCUCCUUUUUGCCGUGCACCCAGCGCGUAGUCAAUCUGCCGAGGUUGCGCUCGGUGACGCUGCACCACAUCUCGUUCGGGCUGAUGGGUCCGUUGCUCGUGAAGCCACCGGCAUCGGACGCACCAGGGGCGCUGAGCUCCCUCACGAACAUCACACUGCGCGCGCUGCCCGGGAUGGUCAUUCCCCUCAAUCAGGUGCUCGCGCUCGUCAUCGCGAACCCCAUGCUCGAGGCGCUCGUACUCUACUUCCCCGCCAUACAACCCCCUGUCCUUCCGCUCUCCUCCUACCCGCUCAUCACGCUCCCGCACCUCCGCACCCUCGCCC
Molecule: messenger RNA, 829 nt
Organism: Schizophyllum commune H4-8
Lineage: Eukaryota; Fungi; Basidiomycota; Agaricomycetes; Agaricales; Schizophyllaceae
Exons: 2
Coding region: 32-535 (167 amino acids)
Source: RefSeq, a predicted model, not a curated record